Molecule: messenger RNA, 342 nt
Organism: Rotaria sp. Silwood1
Lineage: Eukaryota; Metazoa; Rotifera; Eurotatoria; Philodinida; Philodinidae
Source: the annotation of a GenBank genome assembly
AUGGAUUUCUAUAUUUUAGGUUUGCUUGUUGCUAAACCUAAUUGGGUAGGUAAUUUUUAUACUACUACUAAAUGUGAUAGAAGUCGAUGUUGUUGUAUAUAUGGUUUGAUAACGAUGGCACGUGUUGGUUCUAAUCAACUUCGUCUUGUCACACAAGUUGACGGUACUGGAUGUCCACCAAAUCGUUAUAUUGAUACAACAAUUAGUCUUCCAACUUCAUUCAAAACUGCUGUUUAUCUUUUUGGUGGUCUCAUAGAUGUUAAAUUGAGUUCUGAUAGUCGUAUCAUUGAUGUUUCUAAUCAAGCUGCUCCACAAUGUAGUGGAAGUGCUAUUCGAUCAUAG